Saccharomyces paradoxus is the source of this 2178-nucleotide messenger RNA. RefSeq lists its product as uncharacterized. Lineage: Eukaryota; Fungi; Ascomycota; Saccharomycetes; Saccharomycetales; Saccharomycetaceae. The record is from RefSeq and is a predicted model, not a curated record. Gene Ontology annotation, cellular component: fungal-type vacuole membrane. Bases 1 to 2178 code for a protein of 725 amino acids. Gene Ontology annotation, molecular function: oligopeptide transmembrane transporter activity. The transcript has a single exon.
AUGCCUCAGUCUACUCCAAGUCAAGAAGUACAACGUGUACCAUGGGACAACAAGCCCGCCUUGAAGCAGAUAACACUCCGAGCAACCAUAGCAGGUAUCGCCAUAGGGUCUCUAGUGCUAACAUCAAACUUUCAGUUUGGCCUACAAACCGGUUGGGUUUCCAUGAUGUCCCUGCCAUCGGCAUUAUUAGCCUGUGCUUUCUUUAAAAAUAUCUGGCCUUUAAUAUUUCCGAACGACAGACCUUUCAGCGACGUAGAAAAUGUAUACGUACAAAGUAUGGCUGUAGCUGUUGGAACAGGCCCAUUAGCCUUUGGCUUUGUCGGUGUCAUACCUGCCAUCGAGAAGUUCCUUACUAGCCAAGAAAGUGGUGGAUUGAGGGAACAAGGACAAUACUUUACCUUCAGAGAACUGUUAAUAUGGUCAACCGCCCUAGCAUUUUUUGGUAUUUUCUUUGCAGUUCCACUAAGGAAGCAAGUAAUUGUCAGAGAGAAACUUCCCUUUCCCAGUGGCAGUGCUACAGCUACUUUAAUUUCAGUACUAAAUGGAACUGAGAUUUUACAAGAGGUUUCCAAGUCAGAGUUAUUGGAAAUGAGGCAGAGGAGAUUGAAUGAAUGCCCCGAAGUAUUACAACCCAAUAGAGAUCCGGAGGAGGCAGACUACUUAAUGAACUCUUCUCAUAGCGAUCUUGGCGAUUAUACGGCAACCAGCCAAGAUGGCAGUUCUGUUCUUUCUACUGGUUCCGAGAACUACAGAGCUAAUAUUAUUAUUUUGUUCAAAACUUUUAUUGUCUCGUCACUUUACACCAUGGUGUCAUAUUUUAUACCGGUAAUACGGUCUAUUCCAGUAUUUGGAAAAUACCUCUCGAACAAUUAUCUCUGGAAUUUUCAACCGUCACCUGCGUAUAUAGGUCAAGGAAUAAUAAUGGGCCUUCCAACAGUAUCAUAUAUGCUUAUCGGAUGUUUUUUAGGGUGGGCUGUAUUAGCUCCAUUGGCGAAAUACAAAGGAUGGGUGCCAGCAGAUGCUGAUGUUCACGACUGGGAAAAGGGUGUACAAGGAUGGAUUCUUUGGUCGUCGCUUUCAAUAAUGGUUGCUGACAGUGUUGUCGCUUUUAUCGUAGUGACAGUGAAGUCCAUUGUAAAGUUUAUACUGAUAGAUGACAAGGCCGCUUUACUGAACAACAUAAUUGAUGACACAUUUCAAUCCAUGUUGCUUGAGGAAGAACGUGCCAUUAAUAAUAGCAGAAGGAAUACAUAUGUGGACGGAAGACAAGAUACUGUAAGAUUAGUGAGUAGAGACAACGAAAUUGAAGUAGAUUCCAAGCAUUUGGUUCGCUAUACCACCGUUAUCAGUGGAUGCCUAGUCUCCUCGAUAAUAUGCAUUGUUUCCAUAAUAUAUUUGUUUGGAAUAGAAGUAAUUCCUCUAUAUGCUAUUAUCACUGCUUUAAUACUUGCGUUGUUUCUAUCUAUUCUCGGUAUUCGAGCACUUGGAGAAACUGAUUUGAAUCCUGUGAGCGGCAUUGGUAAGAUCUCUCAAUUGAUUUUUGCAUUUAUCAUACCGAGGGAUAGGCCUGGAUCAGUGUUGAUGAAUGUCGUAUCGGGAGGUAUUGCGGAAGCUUCUGCCCAACAAGCAGGCGAUUUGAUGCAGGAUUUGAAAACAGGGCACCUCCUUGGGGCCUCCCCAAGAGCCCAAUUCUGUGCGCAAUUGAUCGGAGCCUGUUGGUCAAUUAUUUUGUCUAGUUUCAUGUAUUUGUGCUACAAUAAAGUUUAUACAAUUCCGAGUGAACAGUUUAGGAUACCGACGGCAGUAGUAUGGAUAGAUUGCGCAAGACUGGUAACUGGUAAAGGCCUCCCGGAUAAGGCUUUAGAGUGCUCCAUGAUUCUCGGAGUCAUAUUUGCGGUUUUGUCACUAAUCAGAAAUACUUAUAGAGAUUACGGAUACGGAUGGAUACUGUAUAUUCCGUCUGGUGUGGCAGUCGGCGUUGGUAUAUUCAAUUCUCCCAGCUUUACCAUUGCAAGAUUCAUCGGUGGGUGGGCUUCCCAUUUCUGGUUGAAAAAUCACAGGGGUGACUUGAAUGCAAAAACGAAAAUGAUUGUAUUUAGUUCAGGGUUGGUCUUGGGUGAGGGUAUCUUUAGCGUAAUAAACAUGGUUUUUACCUGCUUAAAUGUCCCUCACUAUUAG